Molecule: messenger RNA, 1314 nt
Organism: Endocarpon pusillum Z07020
Lineage: Eukaryota; Fungi; Ascomycota; Eurotiomycetes; Verrucariales; Verrucariaceae
Exons: 3
Coding region: 1-1314 (437 amino acids)
Biological process (GO): nucleoside metabolic process
Molecular function (GO): catalytic activity
Source: RefSeq, a predicted model, not a curated record
AUGGAGGCCCCUCAAGUUGUUGAUGAUUUACCUACCCAAACCCCUUACUUCCUUGGCACUGAAAGCGCUCACGACCUCCAUGAUGGUUACAUCAGCAAUGGAACUCAUGAAUGCUCCAUGUGCCAAUCAGCGGAUCUCCACGAUUUGGCAACCGAUAACUCCCACGGCGACGACUUACUAGGCUUCAAUGCCAUUUUUGGUGGCGGAAUUUACGAGGUCUUUACCAAUCCGCUCUCCGUUGUAAAUACAACAUCCGCAGGUGCCGCUUGUUUUCCUAGGCCAGACUUUAUCAGCGACAAUUAUCGGUCAAGCUUUGAUUCCGGAUACGCAAGGUACGGCGCCUCUAACACGUCCAGAUCCUUUUCACACAUUGCUUAUACAAUUAGCACUUCUUGGUCUAGUACGGAAAGCACCACCAACGGUACAUGCUGCUACAAUGACACCAGCUUGCAUUGCAGAGGUCACGGAUUGCCAGAUAUCCCAAUGCUCGGACCGCGCUGUGGAGUCUUAUCCACUGUGCAGGCUGGUCUUGCCCUUACUUUUGCAGACCGCAACUGUGUGAUUAGCAACGCAGAUUAUGAUCUUACACUUGGUGAAGUUGCACCUGUGAAGACUGGAAGAGGAAGCGACAACUCUUGCCACGGCGCCUCGAACACUCGACCUCCGCCACAAACCCCGAAAAUCGCCUUACCUCUGCAAAGGAGACCUAGACCCAAACGACACUACGUCUGUCCCGUCAGCCCCUGCACCUUCAAACAUUCUUUCUCGCGCAGCGCUGAUCUCAGGCGUCAUAUGAAAACCCACUUCCCCCCACCUUCCGAAGAGCGCUUUGACUGCCGCUUCACGAAUUGCGAACGUAAAGCAUUGAAAGCUUUGCAACGGUGGCCGCCUUCUCCAUCUGUAUCGACAUUCUGGCACCUGGUUCUGUAUGUUCGUUUGCAAAUCCUUAGCACCUACCGUCGCAUCCAGAGACACAAUGUCGUAAUCGCAUGCCUACCGGACUACGGGACCACUUCUGCUGCCGUUGUAGCCGAGCAAAUGUUUCACACUUUCAAAGAAAUCCGAUUCGGCUUGGUGUUCGGUAUUGGAGGUGGCAUCCCGAGUGUCCAAAACGAUAUCCGACUCGGAGACGUUGUAAUCAGCAGGCCAGAAGGCACAUUCGGGGGCGUGGUGCAGUAUGACUCCGGGAAAGCAGUUUGGAGUAAACGUUGGCAGUCUGCUAGACAGUCAUCAGGUUUGCUCGACCUAUCUGUGCCAAUAGCUAUCUCUCCCCGUCUGUGGGAGCGCAACCUUCUAGGGUGCUGGUUGUGGUGA